Caretta caretta (loggerhead turtle) is the source of this 3228-nucleotide messenger RNA. It is a transcript of the gene DLK2, whose product is annotated as delta like non-canonical Notch ligand 2. Gene Ontology annotation, biological process: establishment or maintenance of epithelial cell apical/basal polarity; heterophilic cell-cell adhesion. Gene Ontology annotation, molecular function: calcium ion binding. The record is from RefSeq and is a predicted model, not a curated record. Gene Ontology annotation, cellular component: protein-containing complex; plasma membrane. Lineage: Eukaryota; Metazoa; Chordata; Testudines; Cheloniidae.
AAUAUAUAGCCCCCCGCCUGGUGCUGUGCUAUGCUGUGCAGUGUGUGUGUGUGAUUGACCUGGAGUGAGAGCCAAGCUAUGGGAUGAUAAAUUGAGUUGGCAGCUCAGUGGCUUUUGUGGUCUCUCUCCAGCUGGUUUCCGCUUCUCCCCUGUCUCCUGGCCUGGAGGUAUUAGAGGGGGCAGGAAGGGGUGAGUUUCACUGGGCUUCUGCACAGAAAAGUGUUUCUCUCUUUGCUUCGGAGAAAGUUUCCCCAGUGGAGGGGAAGCCACAGCAUCACCUGUUCCCUCAGCCCAGCAUCUGCUUCAUGCCCCUGAUGUCCAGUUGCCUCCAAGGAACAGGCUCCAGACAGCAAAAGAAAGGGAAGCAGGUCCAGCUGGUUUUGACAGGUGUUCAUCUCGGUGGGGCCACAUUGACCAUGCUUAGAAGUUUCUGUCUUCAGCUCAUGUCCUUGGUUUGGAUCCUCUUGGCCCAUCACCAUCUUGCCCAAGGUGAUGACUGCAGUGAGCACUGUAACUUGGCCCACGGCUGCUGUGACCAGGACGGCAAGUGCAGGUGCGAUCCAGGCUGGGAAGGAGAGUACUGCGAGGAGUGUGUGCGGAUGCCGGGCUGUCUCCAUGGUACAUGCCAUCAGCCUUGGCAAUGCAUCUGUCACAAUAGCUGGGCUGGCAAGUUCUGUGACAAAGACGUACACAUCUGUGAACAUGAGCUCCCCUGCCAGAACGGGGCCGAGUGCGUCUAUGACGGGGACGGGGAGUAUUCCUGCCUGUGUCCUGAGGGCUUCCAUGGGAAGGACUGUGAGCGGAAGACAGGGCCAUGUGAGAAGGCAGGGUUUCCAUGCAGGAAUGGUGGCCAGUGCCAGGACGAGAACGGCUUUGCUAGGAACUUCACCUGCAAGUGCCUGGCCGGCUUUAUUGGUGCCCUCUGUGAGAAUGAUGUAGAUGACUGCCUGAUGCGUCCCUGUGCCAACGGUGCCACCUGCCAUGAUGGCUUGAACCGCUUUUCCUGCCAGUGCCAGGUGGGCUUCGAAGGCCGUUUCUGCACCAUCAACAUUGACGACUGUGCCAGCCGCCCAUGCAAAAAUGGGGCAAAGUGUUAUGAUCGCAUCAAUGAUUUUGACUGCUUGUGUCCUGACGGUUUUACUGGCAAAACGUGUGAGGUCUCCACUCCGGAACCGACCUGGGUCACCUUCUACCUGCCUGCUAACAGGGAGAACAAUGGUGCUGUGAAAAGCACAACCAGCGAGCAUCUCUGGGUCACGCAGCCCGAGCCAGUCAGGACUGUGGUUACUGGGAGGCGGGUUGCCAACCACAGCGAGAGAGCCAGUGGGGGAGGGCUGUUGAAAAUUUCUGUGAAAGAGGUGGUGACCCAGCGGGACGCAGGGUUGAGUAAGUCCCAGCUGGUGACCGUGCUGGUGUUUGGGAUACUCACAGCUGCGCUGGUCCUGGUGACCAUACUGUUAAUGCUGCGGAACCGGCAGAGAGGGCGUCAGAGGUCAAACUGGUACCAAAGCCCCUCACAGGCUGCAAGGAAGCUCCAGGAACAAGAAUGUCAAGUGGGCAUGUUAAAUACAGUCAUGGUAGAACCCAGGAAGACAACAGAGCUGUGAGGACUCUGGCACUCUUAGAGUGGGGCCCUGCCAGGCAGUCAUGCCAAUGAACCCUUCAAACUACGCCCUGGGAGUCAUUCUGGUUGGGUAUCUCCAAAGUACUAAAGGUCUUUGGAAUAACCUGGUCUGUGAAUCAGUGGGGAGGGGGUUUCCACAAGGCAGCGAAUUCGUAUUUGAAAACAGAACUCUCGAACAGGGUGUGACCAGCCUGUCCUGGAUCUAAUCCAUCUCCAUCAACCAGGCGCACCUAGGAGUCCGGAGCAAGGGCUGCGUCCAAACAGCCCACUACUGGAAACAGCAGCACACUGACUUUGUCAGCUAGCACCAGAAGACAUUGGUACCAUCUUAUACUAAACCACGCUAGAAAUGAGACUGAUCAUGGCAGAGCAGAAGAGGGGCAUGACCCUCUGAGAAACUCAAAUUCUGCCAGGCCCCUGGAUGCUUGGUAAUUCCUAGUGCUGACACUAGUGCCAUCUUUGGCCUACUGUUCACAAUGGGGCUAGGGCUUCUGGAGCUGUUGGGCUCUGUGUCUGCCCUUCUGUAGUGCUGUGGGGCUCCCAGCUCUUUCUGGUGGCCAUAGUUUGUCUGUUCCAACUGCACAGUCCAAAGGAGUGAGCAAACGGGCUCCCUCCAUAGCCUUGAGGUGCUGUGAGCUGGUUGGGAGAGACUCCAGAGGUGGCUUGAGAGCCCAUUUUGCCCUGAUACCAUGUCCCUUCUUGUGAGAGUGUUUUGUACCUUGCUGCUGCUGAUCCAUCUGUCUUUUCCCCCUUUACCAAACUGGUUUGUGUGUCUUCUACUAGUAAUGCACAAAGCUCCUUCCGCACCCCAACACAUGCUUCUGCUUCCCCACUCGCUGAGGGGGAGAGCCAGAUGUGUUAAAAACACAGCCAUCUCCCCUCCAGUGUUCUGGAGGACUGGGCUGGUCCCUACCACAUGCCCCUGCAGGUGGAAUUGAAUUUGGAGGAGGCUGGAAGUAAGCUCUGGUUGGUUCAGAAGUAGUCCAGCUCCCAGUUCCUGACUGCCUCUCCCAGGCACAGAGCUGGGAGUAAGCUAAAACCAGCCAUUGUAGCACCUUUCAAUACAAAGUGAGGGCGAGGCUCUCUCUACAGGAUGCAGGGGCAGAUUAAAGUUUUGGAUUGCCCUGAGGAACAGAAAGGUAGCCCUACCUGCUCAGCAGCCAUUGGUGCACCUUUCAGUAGGAAGCACACCUGUCCUGAUCCCUAAAACACAGCAGAGGGAAUGGGACAUUUAACUACAGAUCUAGGUAAUCUCCUGGCUGGUCCAGUCCAAUCACCGUUGACAGAUCAUUCACCCCCUCCCUGCCAAGGACAGCAUAGGGCUAGACACCAUGCCUCAAACAAGGGUGGGAGAGUUUCCCUGUUUCUCACCACUGCCCCACAGCCUUGCUAUGUCGUAUUCAGGCAGGGUCCACAGAGGCCAUGCCACAGCCAAAGUAAAGGAGCUAGAGCCCCCGGUGGAAGGGCGCGCUCCUGCGUGGGAAUGAGGCAGAGCAGGCAAAGGGGCUAGAGGGAGAGGAGAUUAGGGCUUUACAAGGAAGAUUAUUUUUUUUAAUACACUGAUGGAUGAUGUAACUUUAUCAAAUAAAAUACCAGAACCAGCA